UAUAAGGGUCGUAAAUACCCGCCUGGGGGAUAAGGCCCCGGUCACGUUCUCCAAAGAUGCCAUGACCAUCCCUCAGCUUCACCGUCAGUGGCGAUGACGAGUGUCUUCGCCUGCUUUCACACAUUCCCGGCCCGGUCAUUGUGCCUCAGAUGUGCACCUACGACUAUACCCCCUACACGGGCUGCGAAGGCGGCGAGCAGCACUACUACAUCCAGUGGGUGAAGUGCACCAAGGCAGCGGAAAAUGGGAGGUAUUGUUCCCUAGAGUCGUCGACGGAGGUUGAGCUCAGGAAGCUAUCCUCCAACGUCCUCUCCUGCCCACUUCACGGUCCGGUUGCUGUGCAGCAGUAUGUUCUCGAGCCGGCCAAUGCCGCCAGACUGGACGACGAGGCGGGCAGGCGCAGGGCUGGGAGUAACGCUCGCAGCCGCAAUGCAUCUUCUAGGAGCAGGACUCCUGGAAGGGCGGCCUCGAGUAGGGAUUUCGAUCAACCAACCCGCAAACAAAUCCGCGGACGGACACCAAGACGCGAGAUCGCGUCCGAAUCUUCCGACUCGGAGUCAUCAAGCUCUCCCGCCCCUCGUCACAGGGCUCCGAGGCUACGCGACCGGGAGCUCUCGGAGGGGCGGAGCAGUAGGGCGGCUCAAGGGAACCACCACAGGCGAUCAGUGUCGGUCGACGUUGUUCUUCCGCCUCCACCUCUCCCAACGCUACCGUCCCGGUUUGGACGCAGCGAGGUUUCGCUACCCCUAAAUCCGGAUCGUGAGGCACAAGCGGAGGACCAUGCUGGGUCCCAGCAAACACGCCCGAACACGGCCUUGAACAUACUACCUGUUCUCGGCGUUGUCGGGCUUCCAUCGAGCCCAGACAUGCACCGGCGGACGAGCGUUCAUCGAACCCGGAGCGACGGGCUGUUGAGGCAAGGGGACGCGGUUGUGGUAGAGCCUAUCCAACCCGUCUCUCGCACCAUGUCUCCUGCCAGUGACAGUUCCCCGGAUCACAACGGGGAACUCCCGUUUAGUACCCCAGCUCGGCGCACUCGGAGGGCAGGUGGCCGGUCAAACCGCGACCCCAGCGUGGACACAAUGAUGAGACGGAUUGACGAGCACGUUGUUCCGGAAGAAAACGAUCAGGCCGUCAGUGAAACACCCGUGAGAAGAGGAAGUGCAGCAACAACCUCGCCAGAGCCGCGACACCAAAGGACAGACGCACCGUCACGCCCCUCAACUGCCACGGCAGCCGCCCGCGUCACUCAUCACCGGAGGCAAGACUCCCGGCCGCGUCUUGACAGCCUCCAGAUCCCAAUGCAGCGCGACCAGUACCAGCGAGAUGCCUACUCGGCUCCAACCGCUACCCCUCCCGAAACAGACAUCAAUGUGGGCGUCUCUCUUCGAGGCCGCGCCAACUCGCUCCGGCACGGAGACCUUCCACCUACGGUGCCCAACCCGCCCUCGCAACGGAACGAAGAAACCGCAUCCAUCCGCAGCACUCGAUCACGGCGCCUCGAGGACCAGAUCACCGAGGCCUGCAAAUGGGCCGCCGCGCGGGAGCACAUGCCCGCGCCAUCAGGCGUCCGGGGUCCGAUGACUGAUGUCCUGGCGCAUAUGUCCACGCCGAAUCUGGCACUCGGUGCGCCUGCUUCUUCCAGUGCUGUGGCACUGCCGAUGGCCGGCAGAGAGUCUGUUGACAGCGGGUACCGCAGCGGGCACCAGCCGCAGAGAAGCUGGGAGACGAUUGCAUCUGCCGAAGCCGUCGAGGGCGGUGCAAGGGCAGCUGCUGGCAAGGGAGGGAGGAGUACGCUGCAGAAGGCGCCUCCUCCACAAUUGCAACAGCGACAGCAACAGCAACAGCAACAGCAACAGCAACAGCAGGGGCCGGCCGGGCAGCAGCGACGGCCUGUUCCAGAGCCCUUGCAGCUGGGUAGGCUGCCGCCUUGUGCGCUGCCUGUUUCACUCAUGUCGCCGAGCAUCCAGUCAGACGUCGAUGCGGGCUCCGUCGGGAAAGGGGGCAAGCGGCAGCGGAUGGGGCUCAGGAAGAAGAUCAGUGGGCUGUUGUGGGAUCGUGGUGGGCAGCGGGAGCUCGGAGCUGUGGAGGGUUAAUGGAUGGACGUUGGGUUUUCUUGCUUCGUUCAUAUACCCCUGUACACCUACAAACUGAUGUAUCCUCCGCGAUUGGGGUUGGCUAAUGUUGGGAUGGGAUGCUGGGGGUUCAGACCUAGAAAGGGGCGUGACGCCAAGGGGCGGUUGGCCGCAACUCCAACGCCCUGGGACUUAUGAAUUGAUGACUGUUGAUGACCAAGUUAGAUACUAAUUGUCUCAUUUUGCAUUGGUUUCGCAAACAU
This is a messenger RNA of Chaetomium strumarium, 2338 nucleotides long. RefSeq lists its product as uncharacterized. Lineage: Eukaryota; Fungi; Ascomycota; Sordariomycetes; Sordariales; Chaetomiaceae. Bases 150 to 2096 code for a protein of 648 amino acids. The transcript has a single exon. The record is from RefSeq and is a predicted model, not a curated record.